Sclerotinia sclerotiorum 1980 UF-70 is the source of this 300-nucleotide messenger RNA. RefSeq lists its product as hypothetical. The record is from RefSeq and is a predicted model, not a curated record. The transcript is spliced from 3 exons. The coding region runs from base 1 to 300 and encodes 99 amino acids. NCBI's taxonomy places the organism in Eukaryota, Fungi, Ascomycota, Leotiomycetes, Helotiales, Sclerotiniaceae.
AUGUUCAGAAAGGGUUAUGCUGGGUAUGAAGUGGGGGAGUUUUCGAAACAGUGCCUUUUCCAUGGCCGUCACAUGGUUUGUAUGACUUGUGUGACGGCUCAUGUGGCGGUGCAAUUUGAAAGUACUCAUUGGGAUAAUAUCAAAUGUCCACUUUGUUCGGGAAAAUUGAAGAUGGAAACUGUGUUGACGUAUUUAAGCGGGGAGAUGCCUGCCAAGGCCGGGGGAUGUGGUGGAAUUUAUUGUCGCUGUGAUGUAUUUUGGGAUUUUGAGACAGGGGAUAUCAUCGCUUUCAUGGCUUAA